AUAUGUCAACUAUUCUUUUCAUCACAAGCAUCUAGUUGUGCAAUCACUUGUGUGCCAUUAAUUUGUUCCCUUCUGUUCCAUCUGAUCAAAUGGAAAUCCUGCAUGCGCUGCGCAUUCAGGAUUACAGUCUCCGCUCUAAUAUCUUCCUAAUUGGCCAAAUUAGCAUUGCAGGCUGAUUGUGCCUACGUGAAGGCACUUUGGCAUGAACUGUCAUGAUUAGAAAUGUGACGACAACACCAUAUCAACAAAUGAUUUGCUUCGUAAAUGGCCACGGGACAUGUAGUCUGGUCGAUUUUAAUUCCGACAAUUACAGUCCAUUUGGAGCAAAUUGCAAGACCGACUUGUUGGAACCUAUUAUUCCCGUCACAUCACAUUCAACAAGUGAAAUGAAGAAAGAGCGCACAAUUAGCUGGGCGUCCCCAUACUUCAAGAUUAUCACCAAAGAUGAGCCCCUCAAAAAUAACUCCUUUCGAACAAUUCAUUAAAAUGUUGACCCAUAAAUAUGUCAGAUGCCGCGUGUGAAGCAAUAAGAUCUCAAACAUGUAUGCAGCUUCGGUGCGCUCCUUUGAUAUUUUUCCUUUCAAAAAGUCCAAGGUUUUGUUGUGGAGUGAAGAAAGCAAAAGCCUGUCGUCCACUUGAUUUGAAUCCAAUUAUUUAGGUGGAAAAAAAUUAAUAAAUAUAUUCUGACGCUGUUAAAGCAAUCACUGGAUUCGCCGAAAUUAAAAGCAGCAAGUGUCUCGGGAGGUAAGUGGUUGUGCAUAAAAACAGCAUCGUUGCCUGGUAACCAAAAAACAACAACAACAACAACAACAACAACCCAGCACUGUUUUCACUAUUUGUUUCCACGUGAAUGACGAACACACUGCUUUUCUGGGUGAUCGGCGGCGUUUCACCAAGUGCACAAUUUCACCCAAUCGGAGCUCAGAGCGCGUCCUUGCCUUCUCCCCCGCCCAUCUGUACUCUAAUUGGCUGGUGGGUAAAUCCAUUUUCACACUCCGGGCUGAAUAAGAACUUGGUGCCAAUGUGUCCUUCCUACGAUAUGGUGUUGGAUAGGGCCUGCGUUUAAAAGCCAAAGAGACAGCAGCAGCAGCAGCAGCAGCUAGGCGCCCAUGUCUUUUUAAAAUCAGGCCUCCACCAAGUCACUUUGAUCAUGAGCAUGAGCAUGAAUUACCCAUCAGCGGCUCCUACGCAGAGGUCCACGUCCUUUUUUAUAGAAGACAUCUUAUUGCACAAACCUAAACCUCUGAGAGAAGUGAUUCCAUCGCCUUUCUGUACCUCCGUGGCCUCCCGGAUGCCGAUCCUGGAGUAUGGAUACCCAUUGAUGCCAACGCCAGUAUUAGCUCCACAUCCACAUCAUCCGCUCCACAAACCAGAACAUCACCAGUACUUCUUUACAUCUGGUAUGCAAAUGCCGGCCUUGUUUCAACACCACACCGACUUACCGGGGAAGCACUGCAGACGCAGGAAGGCCCGGACGGUUUUCUCCGACUCGCAACUCUCUGGUCUGGAGAAGAGGUUUGAAAUCCAGCGAUAUUUGUCCACACCGGAGAGAGUGGAGCUGGCGACUGCGCUCAGCCUUUCCGAAACGCAGGUGAAAACGUGGUUUCAGAACCGGCGGAUGAAGCACAAGAAGCAGCUGAGGAAAGCCCAGGAUGAGCACAAGACACCCAGGCAGUCGGAGAGGAACGCAGAGAACUCAAGCGAGAGUGAAUUGACCGACAAGAGUGGCAAGGACCUGAAACGGGACACAUAUUUGCUGGAAGAAAACGACGACGAUGUGGAUAUCGAGGAGGAUAUUUGCUCCACGGAUCAUCUCCUAUAGUAGGCUGCGUGCAUUUAACAUGCAGCACAUUGGAUACGUUUGUAAAUAACUUUAUAUGAUUGCCAUUACAAAUAUUUAGCGUUGAGAAAGAAAAACAAACAAACGAUAGGCCUAUAUUGUGAUGCUCAUUUAUGCACCGGCUGUAAUAUUUAACAUUUGUCUCUUCAUCUCUGUAAAUAAAUUGGAAAUGAUGCAUAUGAUG
Molecule: messenger RNA, 2024 nt
Organism: Syngnathus acus (greater pipefish)
Lineage: Eukaryota; Metazoa; Chordata; Actinopteri; Syngnathiformes; Syngnathidae
Gene: bsx
Product: brain-specific homeobox
Exons: 3
Coding region: 1151-1822 (223 amino acids)
Biological process (GO): regulation of DNA-templated transcription
Molecular function (GO): DNA-binding transcription factor activity, RNA polymerase II-specific; DNA binding
Source: RefSeq, a predicted model, not a curated record